Molecule: messenger RNA, 2127 nt
Organism: Oxyura jamaicensis (ruddy duck)
Lineage: Eukaryota; Metazoa; Chordata; Aves; Anseriformes; Anatidae
Product: cathepsin L1-like
Exons: 8
Coding region: 1093-2085 (330 amino acids)
Biological process (GO): immune response
Cellular component (GO): lysosome
Molecular function (GO): cysteine-type endopeptidase activity
Source: RefSeq, a predicted model, not a curated record
CCGAUGUUCCUCAAGGGAAGAAAUGAUCUAGCAAUUGAAGAUGCAGGGUGGAGAGUUGGGAAUCCUGGGCCGUUCUUGGCUCCGCUAUUAAGGCGCUGCACGACCUUGAGCGAGUCAGACACCUUGUGCUUGCAAAUCCCUGCCUCAGCUGUGGGGGUAGGUACCUCCCCCCGCACCCCGACUCCCCCCGGCUUCUUGGGAGGCUGGAGCUGCUCUGCAGCUUGGUGGUGGCCUGGCCUGACUUCCAAGCGCUCACAGCUCUGAUCCCACGCUAGGACACACGUGGGCCCCGGGCACGGAGCUGCUUGUUGCAGGUGCCGGGGCCUGCCUCUGCUCGCCUUCCGUGGAGCGUAAAGCUCCCAAAGCCUGGCCUUGCUGUUUUCCUUUCUAAAUGGGGAUCAGACAUUAAUUAAACUGCUGUUAAAUGCCCUGAGGUUGCAAGCUGGAGGCUUUCACUUUUAAAUGCAAAGCGUUUCACAGCUGGAGGAUUUUGUUUGCUGAACGUGGCUGUGAGCUUAUUGCCCCAUUCUCAUGCCUGGACCCAGAUACUUGGCCCAUUUCAGUGGCGUUUGAGCAGCUUUGAGGUUGCAGGGGCGGAAGGGGAGGUAAUGGAGGAAGUUGCACGUCUCUGAGGCUUCCUUGAGAGAAGAUUGCAAUCUCCCUUGCAGAGAGAAAAGUUGUUCCCCUUUGUCCCUGCCUUCUUUAGAGCCGGGUGGGUGCCAGUGCAUGGUAAGAAGCUUUAUUUUGCAGGGCUUGCUUCUUUUCAGUCUCAAUCUCAAGUGCUUUUUCCUGUCCCAAAAGAGCAAGUGUUCUUAAAAUGUCUGCGAUGCACUCCUAAAAUGCUCUUGUCUCGAAGAGUUUACAAAUCUGUCAGCUCCUUUGAUCCUCCAAGCAUGCUUCUGAAGCUGUAGGAUUAUUUGAUGCCAUAAAAAGGAGAUGUUUUCCUUCUUCUGGGUAUUGAGAUCCUGAGAGGCAUUAACUGGGAAAUCACCUACCACAAUCUCGAGCUUUUCAAUAUGUAACAGGCUCUGCCGGGGAUUGAAACACAAAUGAUGUAGGAGGCCUCCACCCAGCUGUCCUGUGAGAGGGACCAUGGCCCUGGGGCUGCUGCUGGCCCUGCUGGGCUGCACCGCCGCGCUGGACCUUGCCCUGGAGGAGGCGUGGGAAGGCUGGAAGAGCCUCUACGCCAAGGAGUACACGGGGGAGGCUGAGGCUGUCCGCAGGGAGGUCUGGGAGAAGAACCUGCGGCGCAUCGAGCAGCACAACCGCGAGGAGUCUCGGGGGCAGCACACGUUCCGCCUGGCCAUGAACCACUACGGGGACAUGAUGGAUGAGGAGUUCAACCAGCUCCUGAACGGCUUCACCCCGGCGCGGCAGGAGGAGCCGGUGCUGCUCUUCCAGGCAUCGGCAGCUCUGAAGACGCCGGCAGAAGUGGACUGGCGGGCGAAGGGCUACGUGACGCCUGUGAAGAACCAGGGGCACUGCGGGUCGUGCUGGGCAUUCAGCGCCACGGGGGCCCUCGAGGGACUCGUCGUCAACCGGACGGGGAAGCCGGUGGUGCUGAGCGAGCAGAACCUCAUCGACUGCUCUCGGAAGCUGGGCAACAACGGCUGCCACGGCGGCUACAUGACCCGCGCCUUCCAGUACGUGCGUGAGAACGGCGGCUUGAACUCGGAGCACAUCUACCCCUACCUGGCCACGGACACCUCCAGCUGCAGAUACAACCCCCAGGACAGGGCGGCCAACUGCUCUGCCAUCUGGCUGGUGGCCGAGGGCAGCGAGGCGGCGCUGGAGCAGGCGGUGGCGACUGUGGGCCCUGUGUCUGUGGCAGUGGAUGCCAGUAGUUUCUUCUUCCACUUCUACAAGUCAGGUGUCUUCAGCAGCAUGUUUUGCAGCCAGAGGGUGAACCACGGGAUGUUGGCCGUGGGCUAUGGCACCAGCCAGGAGGGCGGGAAGAACGUGAGCUACUGGAUCCUAAAGAAUAGCUGGUCGGAGGUGUGGGGUGAGCAGGGAUACAUCCGCCUGCUGAAGGGCGCCAACAACCACUGCGGGGUGGCCAGCCAGGCCAGCUUUCCUCUGCUGUGAGCAGGCUCCUGGGCCGGAUCGCGGGGUAGAAGACAGCCGUCG